Pleuronectes platessa (European plaice) is the source of this 431-nucleotide messenger RNA. Its product is annotated as neurogranin. The coding region runs from base 159 to 431 and encodes 90 amino acids. Gene Ontology annotation, molecular function: calmodulin binding. The transcript has 3 exons. The record is from RefSeq and is a predicted model, not a curated record. Lineage: Eukaryota; Metazoa; Chordata; Actinopteri; Pleuronectiformes; Pleuronectidae.
CCCUGAACAUACAGUGAUUGUUAGUAAAAAGCCAGUGAGGCAUCUGUAUUAUACUGGAGACUCGUUCAAACACAGCUUUGCUGGGUCCGCGUAGAAAUCGAAGCGCAAAAGUCGUACUAGGUCAGCUCACCUGAAGACUGAAGUCAUCUCUGAGAAACAUGGACUGCCAUAAUGAGGAGUGCAGUCGGCCCCAGGAGGAGGAGGACAUCAUGGACAUCCCCCUGGAUGACCCAGAGGCCAACAGGGCUGCCGCCAAGAUCCAGGCCGGCUUCCGGGGCCACAUGACCCGCAAGAAGAUGAAGCCCGAGGACAAAGCGGAAGGGGAGGAGGUGAGCAGCACUGGGGAUGUGCUCAACGGAAGCCGGGGGGACACAGCGACAGGAGGAUCGGGGGCAGUAGAGAGCGACGACACAUCUGUGCCAGAGCAGUGA